Molecule: messenger RNA, 924 nt
Organism: Exserohilum turcica Et28A
Lineage: Eukaryota; Fungi; Ascomycota; Dothideomycetes; Pleosporales; Pleosporaceae
Exons: 2
Coding region: 147-827 (226 amino acids)
Source: RefSeq, a predicted model, not a curated record
AGUCACUCAUUAACGCUGCCCAUUCACGGCCAGGCCCUGUUCCCGCACCCCCGGCGAUUCAGAAAAUAUACAGUAAAAUAGAAAGAGAGGCUACCGAUCGCAAGCUCGGCCGCCCAUCAUGGCUGAGCAUAUCCACCGCCGCAACAAUGACCAUGAACUCGCCCGAAUCCAUGAUUGCCCUGUACAACAGCUCGACCCAAUCGCGGCCGGAGAGCGAGGGCGUUGCCACUGCAGAGUUCAUGCGCGAAAUCGGUCUCAAGUGUAUAGGUUUCAAUGGCAUCCCGCGCACAAUCAACAUGCUGAACGCAUUCCGCGCCUCUCUCCCCUCGUCGAUUGCCGCAUCACUCAACACCAAGCCCACGCGCUUCCCCGACGCCUCCAACAUUUCGCAAAUAAACGAGCGCGGCCGCGGCCUCUGGAACGCCAUCUACCGCCCUCUCGAGACAAAACUCGAGCUAAAGCUCGGUGAAGCGCACCCGGACCUGCCCGUUUUCAUUAUCAAUAACGAGUAUGGAGGUCUUUUUACGGAUCCCCCGCGCAAAGAGGGGGCGACCGUGGGGCGCAUCACCACGAGCUUGAUUGCCAUUACAUGUUUGCGCGCGCAGCAGGGCGUUGGGCCACAGGUACUUAGCCACGUUUUUGGGCUAAGGAAGGCGUGGGAGGAUGGGACAUGGAAGCAGGAGCCUGAGGCGGGUGAGGAGGAGGGAAUUCGGUGGCUGGUCAGUGACGAGGGGUGUACGUGGGUGCUGGAGAAGGUGGAUGAACUUGUCGAGGCGCUGGGAGGUGGACAGGGGAGUACCUUUGCGCCUAUCAAGGCGAAGCUAUGAGGCGAGGACGAACAUGUAGUUUGGAUUGGAAUUAUACCCGAAUAUUAUCGUGUGCAUAUUUGUAGCAUAGAUGUCAAAACGGAAAUUGCCAAGUCAC